Messenger RNA from Gastrolobium bilobum, 1648 nucleotides. Its product is annotated as cysteine--tRNA ligase 2, cytoplasmic-like. The transcript is spliced from 7 exons. Gene Ontology annotation, molecular function: ATP binding; cysteine-tRNA ligase activity. The record is from RefSeq and is a predicted model, not a curated record. Gene Ontology annotation, cellular component: cytoplasm. Bases 36 to 1415 code for a protein of 459 amino acids. NCBI's taxonomy places the organism in Eukaryota, Viridiplantae, Streptophyta, Magnoliopsida, Fabales, Fabaceae. Gene Ontology annotation, biological process: cysteinyl-tRNA aminoacylation.
UUAAGCGGGCAAAUGAGACUGGUGAGGAUCCUUUGAUGUUAAGCAACCGUUUUUGCGAUGAAUAUGUUAUUGAUAUGACUGAUCUUCAGUGUGAGAGACCAUCUACGGAGCCUCGUGUUUCUGAUCACAUUGACAAGAUAAAGGACAUGAUAACCCAGAUUAUCAACAAUGGCUAUGCAUACGAAGUUGAUGGUGAUGUUUACUAUGCUGUUGAUAAAUUCCCAAGUUAUGGCAUGCUUUCUGGACAAAGGCUAGAACAUAAUAGAGCUGGGGAACGAGUUGCUGUGGACUCGAGAAAGCAUCACCCGGCUGAUUUUGCAUUGUGGAAGGCUGCUAAGCCAGGUGAACCUAGCUGGGACAGCCCUUGGGGUCCUGGAAGGCCUGGGUGGCACAUUGAAUGCAGUGCAAUGAGUGCUUGUUAUUUAACUCAUAAAUUUGAUAUUCAUGGUGGUGGAAUUGAUUUAAUCUUUCCUCAUCAUGAAAAUGAGAUUGCACAGAGCUGGGCUGCAGACACUGAGAGCAAUGUCAGUUAUUGGAUGCAUAAUGGGCAUGUCACCAAUAACAAUGAGAAGAUGUCAAAAUCCUUGGGAAACUUCUUCACUAUUCGCCAGAUCACGGAGCGUUACCAUCCACUUGCUUUGAGACACUUUCUAAUAAGUGCCCAUUACAGAUCUCCGCUAAAUUACUCUGUCUCACAGCUGGAGAGUUCAUCCGAUGCUAUUUAUUAUAUAUUUCAGACACUUCAAGAUUGUAAAGAUGCUUUAUCAUCAUUUGUACAAGGGAGCACCGAGAACAAUGCAAAUGUGCCUCAAGUUAAUCAGGCUGCCAAGGAUUGUAUUAAGAAGUUGCAUGUUGAGUUUCAAACAAAAAUGUCAGACGACUUGCAAACACCAGUAAUACUAACUGGUGCUCUCCAAGAGGCCUUGAAGUUUGUGAACAGUUCUUUGAUGAUGCUGAAGAAAAAGAUGCAGAAAAGGGCACAGUUGCAGUUGAUUCAAUCCCUAUUGGAAGUGGAGAAGGAAGUUGGAAAAGUUUUGGACGUACUAGGAUUAUUGUCCACUAAAUCCUACGCCGAGGUUCUGCAGGAGUUUAAAGAUAAGGCAUUGAAGAGAGCAGGUUUGGCAGAAGAUGAAGUGUUACAUCUGAUAGAAGAAAGAGCUCAAGCUAGGAAGAGUAAGGAUUUCCCCAAGAGUGAUAAGAUUAGGAAUGAUUUGACUGCAAAGGGCAUUUCACUUAUGGAUGUGGGGAACGAAACAUUUUGGAGGCCAUGCAUCCCGAGUGAACCACAAGUUAUUCAGACAGCAGACCAGAGGGCACUUACAGUUGAAGAAAAAGAGUCAAAACCUCAAGUGAAUCAAAAGGUGGAGGAAAUACUUGUUGAUCAAGAAGGGAACGGGCCACAUACGUCGACAUGAAGGUGGGAUCAAUGUCCCCCCGUUACUAUGAUUAAACACAGAACUAUGUUAUAAUUUAUCAAUACUAUAACCGGAGGCUUCAGGAUUGGAUUAUCAAUUCAAGUCUUGGGUCACUUAUUUUACACUUUUCUCUUCUUGGGUCACUUAUUGGUCCUGUCUCUUGAUUAGUUUAACUGGUUAUAACAAUUACACGAACAGAGCCUCAUAAUUCGCAUAGAUACACAAUCCAAUGA